Messenger RNA from Microsporum canis CBS 113480, 2460 nucleotides. RefSeq names its product C6 zinc finger domain-containing protein. The record is from RefSeq and is a predicted model, not a curated record. Gene Ontology annotation, biological process: regulation of DNA-templated transcription. NCBI's taxonomy places the organism in Eukaryota, Fungi, Ascomycota, Eurotiomycetes, Onygenales, Arthrodermataceae. Gene Ontology annotation, molecular function: transcription cis-regulatory region binding; zinc ion binding; DNA-binding transcription factor activity, RNA polymerase II-specific. The coding region runs from base 1 to 2460 and encodes 819 amino acids. The transcript is spliced from 4 exons. Gene Ontology annotation, cellular component: nucleus.
AUGACAUGUUCAUCCGAAUCAGCAUCAUUGCUCGGCCUCCAGCAUCACUCUCUCGCUGCUAGCUACAUGCCACUAACUCCCGACGCAACCAGGGCUAGUGCAGAUGGUCUUAGUGACAGCGUUCCAACUCGAGCGUGCCAGUCAUGUCGACUGUCCAAAGUACGGUGCAAUCAACCGAGCCCCGGUAUGCCGUGUGCUAGGUGCCAAAAAUCAGGAAAGAUAUGCAUACCGGCAGAGCAGAGCGUGAAACGACAGAAACAGUCCAACAGUCGCAUGGCCGAGCUUGAAUCACGGAUAGACGCUCUGGCAACUUCGAUCAUGCAGUCUUACAGCCUUCGAGAGCGCUCAGAUUCACACACCAAUCCUAGCCCCACGGCUUCCAGCUCCCCACAGGCGGAUGUUACGAGCCGUACAUCUCAGAAACUCCUACCUUCAGCCCUCCCCAGCCCUUCCAAUCGAGAUGUAAACCAAGGGAUGAGGGGCUCUCCUUUGUCGAUGGGCCCAUUGGCUGACCAACCGUCUCCAUCAUCCAACUAUUUCGAAAGUGCUGGGAAUGACACUAUACCACCGUCAUUUAUAGACUCUGUCAUCUCCCAGAACCUGGAUGAAAUCACGGCAAAUAAUAUCUUCAAUAGAUACAUCUCCGGGAUGGCCCCAAAUCUCCCCUUUGUGAUGUUCCCAGCCGAUACCAAGGCAUCUGACAUCCGAAAGUCGACACCUAUCGUGUUUCUUUCAAUUCUCGACAUUGCAUCUGCUGGAUUUUGCGAGGUAGCCGUUCAGAGGAAUAUACGCAAACUGAUAGUGCAGUUAUAUCUUCAUUACAUGCUUCGGACCAACGAAUACUCUCUCCCUCUGCUUCAGGCCUUGAUUAUAUCCGCAGCGUGGUACCAGCCGAUUGAACCGAUUCAGCCUGGGGAACAGAUGGAUGUCUACCAGCUCAGCCAUACGGCUUCAAACAUGGCCAUUAUCAUGGGCCUUGAUAAAAGGCUGGGGGCAAGGUCGUGGGGUGGCCCGUCAUUUGUUCCGAAGCAACGGUUAAAAGGGCCUCACAGUGCUAUUCAGGAGAAAAGUCUUGCUGCUAGACGAGUCUGGCUUGGUUGCCACUACAUCUGUUCAAACACGUCUAUGGCUCUACAUGCACCAAAUGUGAUGCGUUGGACACGCUACAUGGAUGAGUGCUUAGAGACUCUUGAGAAUUCCCCGGCGGCAUUCCCUUCCGAUAAGCUCUUCUGUCAACACAUUAGAUUACAGCAUAUUAUCGAGGAAUUUGAACUCCAGCUGGAUUGGGAUAAUGUAUCGGUUGCCGGCCCUACGCGCGAGAUUCAGGCUCAGGUCACUCAUAGAGCAUUCAAGAGGCAGCUUUUAGAUUGGGCAAACGCGGUGCCUAAGGAUUGCUGGAAUGAGACACUUCACUUUUCUCGACUAUUUGCAACACUGUAUAUCAACGAUGUUGUCUUGAACUCCACCUCUCGACAAGUUCAAAAUCAAGACCUAGAAAUUCAGUCGGGCGGUGAACAAUCUCAUAAAUUCGUAAUUGACGAGCCAACCUUUUUCGAAUUUCUGGAAACAGUGAACAGUAUCUUCCAGAUAGUGUUUUCCCUCGACAUGGCUGCAAUCCGUGCUCUACCGACAGUAUACUUUAUCCGGAUUAUCUACGUUGUUAUAAUCCUCGUUAAACUUCAUUUCGCCGCAAUGCAGCUUCCUGGGGACGAUGGCAAAACCCAUACUGCCGAGCUUAAAGUCGGAGAACGCCUUGACGACUUGAUUCAAAUGUUUGCCGGCUGGGGAACUCUAUGGCCAGCGAACAGAUUGACGAGGGUUCUACGAAAACUCCAGUCCUGGUUUGAAAAGAACAGCAACUGCAAGAUGACAGUACAUGAGCUUUCAUGGCUAAAUUCUUGGGUCUUUAAAAGAGGGGACGACACAGGCCCAGAGAAGGGAGGCCCACAACCAGCCUCAUCUAUACCAACUCCAUUCGGCGACUCAAUACCCCCAGAAGCGCUGUCACAAGUUACAUCCCCACCAGCACCUUCACAAGCACCCUCUCAAUCCACUGCUGACUGGACGCUUCCGGAUGAUGUAAUGAACACAUCCACUCUACAAGAUCUCCCCAACCCAUCUCCAUUUUCUAAUAAUACUUUCGAUAAUAUACCACUUUCGGGUCAGCCUAAUGGAGCUUUCGAUUUCUCUGAGCCCCUGAGCUCAAUGGACCUUGACCAGAUAUUCCCUGGGGCCAUAGGGGAGCUUGAUAUGAACUUUAAUGUGAACACCUAUUUGGAAGCACUAGGGUCCGAGGACUUUACCGAUGGCAAGCUUGGCUUUGGUUCUCCUCAGGUGCAAUUGAACACUGACAUGUCGGGUUCAGACUGGUCAACUCUUCUCGACGGCGACACACAAUUUGAUGCCGACGGGGUAAUGAAAGGGCUAGAGUAUGAUAAGAAGAAUGCAGGAGAUACUUAG